This is a messenger RNA of Anastrepha obliqua, 466 nucleotides long. RefSeq names its product putative nuclease HARBI1. The coding region runs from base 26 to 466 and encodes 146 amino acids. Lineage: Eukaryota; Metazoa; Arthropoda; Insecta; Diptera; Tephritidae. The record is from RefSeq and is a predicted model, not a curated record. The transcript is spliced from 3 exons.
GAAAGCCUCCAAUGAGAGAAAGGUAAUGGAGCGGCGCUAUUAUAAUGGAGAUACAAGUUCGUGGCUAUUAGGGGAUUCUGGAUACCCUCUUGAGCCAUGGCUUAUGACCCCGUAUCAAUUACGCGAAAAUGAGACCGACGUAGGCAAAUGUAUUUUCAACGACAUUCACAGUAAGGCUAGAAGCAUUGUCGAAAGAAGCAUUGGCGUAUACAAAGGCCGCUGGAGAAUAUUAUCGGACGAUAGAAAGCCAAGGUACAACCCAACAUUGGUUGCAAAAAUUGCAAACGUGUGCGCCGCUCUUCACAAUGUAUGCAUCGAUAGGAAUAUUCCAUAUCAAUUCAGCAACGAAAAUCUAACUCAAAGACAAGAAGGACUGUUAGAAUGUACACCAUUGGACAUAAACAAUCGAUUAUCAAAGAGGAUAAGAAGUAGAAUAAAAGACCAUCUUUCUCAAUCAGCAAUGUAA